GACGCGCGCCGCGCUCGCCGCAGUGCUGCUGGUGCAGCACGUGUCGGCGAGUGACGUGGCUCGGGAGCAGAUCGAGCAGCUUAAGGACCAGCUGGCGGUGGAAACCCGGCUGGAGGACCAGUACGUCAGGUUCUUCGCACCUCCGCCCCACAGUGUCAACGACCUGGGAGCGGGCAGUCUCUCGCCGGCCGAUCUGAUCCGACCUCAGAAUGCGCCCCAAAUCACCAGCCUGAACGUGCAGUGCGCCGCCGACAGCAUGCAGCUCCAGAUCGCCUUCGACCGGCCAUUCGAGGGCAUCAUCUACUCUAAGGGAUACUUCUCAUCACCACUGUGCCAUCACGCGUCCGGCGGGCCGGCGGGUCGCACGCGCUCCUUCAUCAUCAGCGCCGACGCCUGCGGCACCCGCUUCAACAGGCUCAAGGACGGCCGCGACUACAUGGAGAACGUCAUCGUCGUCCAGAACGACGUCGGCCUGCAGAAGGCGUUUGACACGGCGCGCAAGAUCCGCUGCAUGCUGCGGCCCAAGGGGGCGCGCCAGGUCAAUGAGAAGACCGUGACGUACGCCUUCAACGUGGACACGCUGGACCAGAAGGAGGUGACAUUCGAGACGGACGAGGACCCCGUCUCCAAGGCCAACGCCGUGCUCGACAUACAGAUCGGCCAGGGCCCGUACGCGCCGUCCGUGGACGGGCUGGUGAAGAUCGGCGACAUCCUCACCAUGGUGGUGGAGGCGGAGGGCGACCGAGACGUCGACGUACGCGUGCGGCAGUGUAUCGCCAUGAACGGAGACAGGACGUCGCACGUGAACCUGACGGAUGACGUCGGAUGCACCAUGAAGCCGAACCUGCUGUCGCCCUGGUUGAAAACAAAGCAGAAUAACGCGGUCAUGGCGUACAGCUACUUCUCGGCGUUUAAGUUCCCGGAACAGAUGGACGUGAUCAUUGAAUGUAAUCUGGACCUCUGCAAGGGAGAGUGCGGCUUCUGCCAAGAGGAUGUUGUCACAGUGUCGCGGGUGCUGGAGCGGUCGCGGCGCGAGCUGAACGCCAGCGCGGCUGCCGUGCAGCGGGCCGAAGCGCGCGAGCCAGUGCGGCUGGCUCGCCGCCUCCGCGUGGUGGCGCCACAGGACAUCGCCAUCACCGAGGCGACGCGCACCCUGCUGCCGGGCGGAGCCAGCGCCGGCGCCGGCGGCGACGCCGUCUGCCUGUCCGUGCUGACGUUCGUGGUCGGCCUGGUGGUGAUCCUGCUGCUGCUGUUCGUCGCCUCGAUCGCCACGGCGGUGCUGUGCGUGCGGGCACGCGGCCAGACCACGGCGCUGGUGACCGCCCUGCCGGACGCCUCGUUCCACGCCUUCUCCUCCUAUCUCGGUUUCACGACCGCCAUUCCAGAAGUGGGCGUGUCGCUGGCCUGCACGCGCCUGCUAAGGUAA
Pollicipes pollicipes is the source of this 1426-nucleotide messenger RNA. RefSeq lists its product as uncharacterized. The record is from RefSeq and is a predicted model, not a curated record. The coding region runs from base 257 to 1426 and encodes 389 amino acids. The transcript has 10 exons. Lineage: Eukaryota; Metazoa; Arthropoda; Thecostraca; Pollicipedomorpha; Pollicipedidae.